UGAACUUGCAAGCUUCCGGUUACUCGUCCAACGCUCUAACCACUAGGCUACCCUGCCGCCCCAACUCAAUACAAUACAAUGAGGGUUGGGUUCAGUUACAAUAACUUACAUGUAUAAUUAAGUAUAAAAGUAAUUCUAAGCUAGUUAAAGUUGGCACCAAACAGUAUUUAAAUCAUGUUAUUGUACAAUAUGCAGUAAGCUAUUGAUUGGGGACCAUACUUAGGCAGCCCUUUUCCCUCCACGCCUAACAUCCUCAGAUAGCAGCCAGCUAUCUGUCUCUCUCAUUGUCUGGUUUCAUGGGUCUCAUAGGAACUCUCCAUAUCUAAAUUCAAAAGGAUAUUGAACCCAUUGAAUCGAUAUCUACAGUAAUGUGUCAAACUGGAAGUUAUGCAGUACCACACUACUAACUCGGUGCUACAAAAUAUAUACUACAUUAUAUUGGGAGAGGUAUGUACUACAGAAUAUACAAUUCAUUAUAUUGGGAGAGGUAUGUACUACAGAAUAUAUACUACAUUAUAUUGGGAGAGGUAUGUACUACAGAAUAUAUACUACAUUAUAUUGGGAGAGGUAUGUACUACAGAAUAUACAAUUAAUUAUAUUGGGAGAGGUAUGUACUACAGAAUAUAUACUACAUUAUAUUGGGAGAGGUAUGUACUACAGAAUAUACACUACAUUAUAUUGGGAGAGGUAUGUACUACAGAAUAUAUACUACAUUAUAUUGGGAGAGGUAUGUACUACAGAAUAUAUACUACAUUAUAUUGGGAGAGGUAUGUACUACAGAAUAUACAAUUCAUUAUAUUGGGAGAGGUAUGUACUACAGAAUAUAUACUACAUUAUAUUGGGAGAGGUAUGUACUACAGAAUAUACACUACAUUAUAUUGGGAAAGGUAUGUACUACAGAAUAUACAAUUCAUUAUAUUGGGAGAGGUAUGUACUACAGAAUAUAUACUACAUUAUAUUGGGAGAGGAAUGUACUACAGAAUAUACACUACAUUAUAUUGGGAGAGAUAUGUACUACAGAAUAUAUACUACAUUAUAUUGGUAGAGGUAUGUACUACAGAAUAUAUACUACAUUAUAUUGGGAGAGGUAUGUACUACAGAAUAUACACUACAUUAUUUUGGGAGAGGUAUGUACUACAUAAUAUAUACUACAUUAUACUGGGAGAGGUAUGUACUACAGAAUAUACACUACAUUAUAUUGGGAGAGGUAUGUACUACAGAAUAUACACUACAUUAUAUUGGGAGAGGUAUGUACUACAGAAUAUAUACUACAUUAUACUGGGAGAGGUAUGUACUACAGAAUAUACACUACAUUAUAUUGGGAGAGGUAUGUACUACAGAAUAUACACUACAUUAUAUUGGGAGAGGUAUGUACUACAGAAUAUAUACUACAUUAUAUUGGGAGAGGUAUGUAAUACAGAAUAUAUACUACAUUAUAUUGGGAGAGGUAUGUACUACAGAAUAUAUACUACAUUAUAUUGGGAGAGGUAUGUACUACAGAAUAUAUACUACAUUAUAUUGGGAGAGGUACACUACUGUUCAAAAGAUAUUCCAUAAAAAAUCAGCCGUUUCCAGUUA
Oncorhynchus tshawytscha (Chinook salmon) is the source of this 1578-nucleotide messenger RNA. RefSeq lists its product as uncharacterized. Bases 388 to 1557 code for a protein of 389 amino acids. The transcript is spliced from 2 exons. The record is from RefSeq and is a predicted model, not a curated record. NCBI's taxonomy places the organism in Eukaryota, Metazoa, Chordata, Actinopteri, Salmoniformes, Salmonidae.